Brassica napus (rape) is the source of this 2490-nucleotide messenger RNA. Its product is annotated as meiosis-specific protein ASY2-like. The record is from RefSeq and is a predicted model, not a curated record. Lineage: Eukaryota; Viridiplantae; Streptophyta; Magnoliopsida; Brassicales; Brassicaceae. Bases 1 to 2490 code for a protein of 829 amino acids. The transcript has 6 exons.
AUGUCGUCAGCUCAGAGGUUAUCGAGGCAGCAAAAGGGGAAAUCAGUCGCGGCGCCAUCAGCUCCGGCAAGGAGUCCUGACGGAGGUUGUAUCGGGGAUCUCGAAUCGACUCAUCACGAGGCGAUGAUGGACACAAUUGAUUUGUCUCGCUCCCAGAGGCUUUUGGUCGCAGAUGCUACGCGGCUUGCGAGAGAAGGGAGCGAGAACGUCGCCGUGAGGGAUGCGACGGAGUUGGAAGACGAUCCUUCGGAAGACGACGAUUCUGAAGCAGAGUUGUUUCCGACGACCUUCUAUCCCGAAGGGAUUUUCGAGGAGCUUCCACGACUACAUCCUGACUUAUUGCGCCCUGCUUUCGUGGCUGGUCAAGAUUUGGACGGUGUGGACGAGACUAAGUCAACCCUGAGGAGCGUGAAGAGGGUUCUUCGGGCCAGUAACGCUACAGGUGUGCCCUUCCUCAUUCCUACGAAGGAGCAAAGGCCUUGGUCUCCUCCGAUCGGGUACCAAACGGUAUACAACUCCUACUUCCAGGAUGACACUCGCUGUUGGUUCCCCAUCCCGCGACUGAUCACCGCGUACGCUAGGCGGCGAGAUCUUGCGAUUAGUCAGUUACUGAACGGCUCGCUGCGACUAGCCGUCACUCUAUCAAUUCUAGCGGAGCAGAUUGACGUGCCGAUGAGCGUCAGGUCGUUCGAGGAGAUGACCUCGAUAACCGACAUGAAGGACGGAACCUACUCGGUGAAGAUGCGACCAAACUGCAAUGUGUGCGCCGGUCAUCCAAACAAAACGCAGAAUUGGCAGCGUUCCUAUUUCUUCAUCAAGUCCGACGACUCGGCUUUCGAGGAGCCACGUCGAGAGGACUAUCGGGUCUUAUGGAACUUUGGCCAUCCCACGUCUCCAGUCUAUCCUGAGGAUUUCCUGAAGAGCGUUCGAGCCGUCGCUUUGCUUCGAAUCUACCGUUGGUCCAAGAUUACCGUCAAGAGGAUUCGCGAGCUUAAGGACCGGAUCGCCCGAAGAGAGUGGAGAUCUGAUCUUUCGACUGUUCUUCCUAUUCGCACCAAGCGACUAGACAUCUUCCCGAAGGACAUCCAGAAGCAAGUUUCUGAAGCAAAGAGGAUGGGAACUCUUCCUGAUUUGAGCGCGAUAUUAGCCGCCCAGCUGGGACUGGCCAGCGAGGAGGGACCCUCGACGACGGUUCCUCGCGCUGGUGAGGUUCCCCCUUCUGGUGCUAGAAACGCGGGGAAGGGUAAAAAAAGGAAGAGGGGCGGCUCGGGAGUCGAGGGGAGCGCCGAGGAGGCGAGCGACUCGGAGAAUCCCGAAGAACCGACUAAGAUUGAGGAGGGUGAUGUUCAAGAAGAAGAACUUCAACCCGAAGAGGAGGCUUCUGAGGCUGAAAUCUCGGGAGAACGGGACGAUGCGGCGAAAGUUGGUGAAGGGGAGGAAUCUGAAACUCCUCUUAAUGCCGCCCGUCCGGACGGUUCUGAAGAAGACAGCGGAGAGUCGCUGCUUUUGAUCAGGAGGCAUAAUGACGAGGUUGGCGAUGAGGCGCGAUCUCCUGUUCUGGCGUCUUCUCGCGAGGGAACUCCGGUUCCCAUUGGAGAAGGGGUCGCUCAGAUAGGCACUUCUUCUCGCGGCUCCGCUAUCUUGUGGAGGGUGCCCGGAGUCAACUUUCCAGACAAGGUUUCGUUUCGCUACAAGGGACCGGCCCCUCUAGUGUACGUUCCCGAGAAGUGCGGAGAGUUCCUUCGCCAACUAAGGGGGAGGGCAAAACCUUUGCCCGCAGUGAAGGACCACAUCUUCGGGAGUGAAUACAAGGAAGCUGCGAGGGCCAAGCUGCUGGGGGACAGCGCGACGAACGUCGUGAUCGAUAAGUACGACACUGCCCUGAAGGGAGCUUUGGGCGAACUCGAGCUGGCUAAGAAGGAGCACGCGGAGAAAGAGGAAGCUUCUGCUCGCCAGCUGAAUGCAUCGAGGGCUGACGUCGAGAGGCUUAACGGGAUGGUUGCUCGCAUUAUUGCUCGAAGAGACGAGCUCAAAGCCGAGUUGGAGGUAUCCCGAGGAGUCGUCCGUGAGCUCGAGCAGAAGAACGCCGAACUCGAGAGCGAGAAGGUUUCGCUUGCUGCGUCUCAUGAAAGAGAGAUGGGGCGCCUUAGAAAUUCCAGAAUCCUGGAAGUGACGAGGGAUAGAGGAAGAGUUGAGGCCGAGAUGGCCGCGAAAGCUAAUCGUCGCUUCGCUAGGAUUCGCUCCCGAGAAGAGCGACGAGGUCCCUAUGAGGAGGCCCGGUUGCUUCAUAGCCAUGCCUUCGGAACCAGGAAAUGCCUUGAGGCUUUGAAGAGGGCUGGGAGCGACAUCUCGCAAGCUACUAUCGAGAUAUUUGCCGAGCAAGAGAAGAAAUACGAGGAGGAAGCCGAGAAGCUUAGGGUGGGCGAGAUACCCGAGGAAGAUCUCACACUUUCUCCUCUCGUAUUGGACUCUCAGUAUGUGGAUGCUUGA